UGAAGAACGAGAAUCGCCCCAAGGACUAUCGACUAGCAGACAGGAUUGCAUUGAUGGAGGCAGUCACCAGCAAAGGUUGUCUGAAUAUCUACCGCGCAGCGCCGACGACGCACAGGCCUCAAAACUAUCCGAAGACACAGCUGGCGAAUCCACCUUAAGCUUGACCACGGUGGACGAAACUGCCAUGGAAUGCAUUGAAGAACGAGAAUCGCCCCAAGAACUAUCGACUAGCAGACAUGAAGAUUGGACAUGUAUCGUGGGAGGCAAUGAACAACAAGACUCGCCCGAAACGCUAUCGACCAGCACUGAGAACACGCAAGCCUCAAGUAUCCUCGAACGAACGGUCCACACAGUGUCGGAGCUGCUCCUUCCGUAUCUAGCUCUUGAUGAUAUCCAGGCCUUAUCACUCGUGUCGCGGAGAUUCAAUCGACUGUUCCAAAAUGACGGCUACCUGAGACGCUUCUUGCAGAUGAGCUUAGGCCUGCGUCCUGAUUCAAUACCGACCGGAGGCGGACGGCAUGCAAUGUUCGCGAUGCUCACGGCCGAGGCUAGGAGCCUAGCUGGAAUGCUACGUUGCGGAGGCAUAGAAGAAGACGAGGGGCAUAAGUCGCGCACGUGCUAUAUGGAUCUAAAUGUACUCAGGGAGAACCCUCUAUUUGACGUGCCACUGUUUCUGCUGAAGACCAGUAGCUGGUACACAUUCACGCGAUUAACCUUUCACGAUAUACAGAACGCGUUCGGGCUCAAUCCAACACUAGACGUAUUCAGAGAUAGCACAUUUCUUCCCAUGAAUGACCUUCAGCUGUCACUAGACGGCGGGGCCACCAUAAGGCCAUCCACGAUCUUUGAGCACUAUCGAGGUAGGUUGCGUCAAGGCACAAUCGAAUUGUACCAAUCCGGUCUGACAACCUCAAAUCCCUUCAACCAACUGAAGUACAAUGUAAGCGAUAUUGGCGCCAUGUCCCGCCGCCGCAAGUUCGAAUCGGAUGCGGAUUACCGCCUGGCUUUGCUUACGAACAUUCGCGAGCACUUUGAUACCAUUGAACCACAGCAGAAGCGCUUGCUGUCGUGUUAUCGAAGGUUUCUUAAGGUCUUAGCGUCUUGGCAUCAGGCAGAAUUUGUUACAAUACCGGAACUGAAGUCUGUGGGGGUCGGAUCUCCGUAUUUGAUGGGGCUGUACGCUGCCCAAAUGCUGCCAAGGACGUUUCAACCAGCUAUGCAGCAUUGCGUGAACACACAUCCCGCGCUCGUCGACUACAUCGAAGGAGACCUCUUCAUCUCACCAAUCACAUAUAUUCAAGCAUGCUUCGUGUUCGAAAUUCGGACACCGAGCGUCCAGGCGAAGGACAGCGCUGCUCGGAAAGCCGUGUACCUGAAAAUAGGGGAAUACUUGAAGUUGCAGCAAUCCCAGGGGGUGUUCUUUUCUGUGCAGGAACUCGCCAAUGUCAUGAUUCGAUUUCUGGACAACAACUAACAAGACAAUCGCACAUAUCAUCUAAAUUCGCACCAAUCUAUCACAGUAGAACUUACUCAAGGAAUACUUUGGCAUCUGACCGAGGUACUCUAUUGCUGGCACAAGAGAUCACGUGACUGUAUCUUCUCCCCCCCCCCCCCUUGUUGUGUGCCUCCCUGUGUGAUUAGCAGAUCCUGAGUUGACUUGCGAAAAUGCAAUCUAAACCUACUGUCUAGGUCACUAAGUAAACAGUUAGUUGUUCUGAAUGUCACACACUAUAACUCCACACAACGUGAAAGAAUCGUCUAGUCAGGAUCAUUCUUGCCGUCCUGCUCACUAUGAUUGUCUUAGCUUAGAGCUACAAUCUACAGUGUCUACAUGUAUAUGUGUAUGUACAGUGUGUACUUCACAGCAGUGCAGAAGGAAAUAUAACUGGAAAUGUAACAGUUUAGUUUCCGCUUAAUUUCGAGAUUCUGACUAUCGAAUAUGAUUAUUGGAUAUGCACAACAUUUAGCUAUUCGGUCAUGGUUCUCAAACAUUGCUCCACAUUCUAUCAUACUAGUAGUGCAGUUCAAAACAUGCAAUUUGAAUUGAAGAACAAUAUGCACUCCAUUUACUCUCUCUU
Messenger RNA from Sycon ciliatum, 2078 nucleotides. RefSeq lists its product as uncharacterized. The record is from RefSeq and is a predicted model, not a curated record. Bases 185 to 1474 code for a protein of 429 amino acids. NCBI's taxonomy places the organism in Eukaryota, Metazoa, Porifera, Calcarea, Leucosolenida, Sycettidae. Gene Ontology annotation, molecular function: protein binding. The transcript is spliced from 2 exons.